AUGGCCACUAUACCAGCACCAGCUGCCAGUCCCCAGACGAUGCCCGAGUCCAUUUCCGAAUCGUCCCAGUCUUAUGGAAAACCUGCCUCUCGAGGUGGACUACCCGAGAUGAUUAGACUCGACGGCAAGACGUUGACCCUGACCUCCGAGAAUCUGGUCCUCAAUGACCCUACCGCAAAGCAGGCCAACCGAACUUGUGGUUUCGCUGGGUUCGGAGCUUCUGCACCAACAGCGACUACCGUCCCCCUCUACAACGUUCUCUGGGCCGAGCUUGCUGGUGAGACGCUCACCAUCGACUAUGCGAAAUACGUCUCCAAGCACCGAGUCCAAGCCGCGACCUGGACCUUCCCCGUUUCCGAUCCCGACGCCACGGAAGUGAGGGCCUGGGCCGACACACUCCUGACGAGAGCCUAUGGACCCGCGAAGCGAUGCAAGAGAGCCAAGGUCCUGGUUAACCCGCACGCGGGCCCCGGAGGCGCUGAAAAGAAGUGGCGCGGCGACUGCGAGCCCCUCUUCAAAGCCGCGCGCAUGCCGAUGGACGUGACCCUGACGACAUUCUCGGGCCAGGCGGUUGACAUUUCGCAAGAGAUUGACGUGGACGCCUACGACACGAUUGUUACCUGCUCGGGCGACGGCUUGGCCCACGAGGUCUUCAAUGGCCUGGGGAAGCGACCCGAUGCGCUUCAGGCGCUGCAAAAGAUUGCCGUUUCGCACAUUCCCUGCGGUUCGGGCAACGCGAUGAGCUGCAACCUCUACGGCACGUAUCGACCGUCGCUGGCUGCGCUGGCCAUUAUCAAGGGUGUGGAGACGCCGCUGGACCUCGUCAGCAUCACGCAAGGCGACCGGCGGAUCUUGAGUUUCCUUAGCCAGGCGCUCGGCGUCGUGGCCGAGAGUGAUUUGGCAACGGAGCACAUGCGAUGGAUGGGCGGCGCACGAUUCACGAUCGGUUUCUUGCAGAGGAUCUUCCAGAAGAAGUGCUACCCCUGCGAUCUUGCCGUGAAGGUGGAAAUCGACGACAAGCACGAGGUCAAGCAGCACUACAAGCGGAAGAUGAGCACCGCGUCGGCGGCGAACUUUGGCGGCAUUGCGGAUGCUCCCAAUUCAGAGUCCCACGAAGCGGGCUCGGGCCAAUCUUCUACUCAGCAGGGUCUACCGCCUCUGCGGUUCGGCACGAUUAAUGACGAUUUGCCGGAGGGGUGGGAGCUGAUUCCCCACGACAGGAUGGGCAACUUUUACUGUGGAAACAUGGCAUACAUGGCCGCCGACGCAAACUUCUUUUCGGCGGCGUGCGCCAACGACGGCCUCAUGGAUCUCGUCUGCAUCGACGGCGACGUGUCGGUCAGCUCCCAGCUCAGCAUGUUGCUGUCGGUGGAGACCGGCAAAUUCUUUGACAACCCGCUCGUGUCCUACAAGAAGAUCACGGCGUACCGCAUUAUCCCGCGCAACCAAAAGGACGGCUACAUCAGCAUUGACGGCGAAAAGGUGCCGUUCGAGCCGUUCCAGGCCGAAAUCCACCCGGGCUUGGGCAAGGUGAUUUCGAAGUCCGGCGGGUACGAGGCCGCGGGUCCAACCAACUGGGACAAGAUCACCAUUGGCGACAGGAUCAUGGCGUAG
Colletotrichum truncatum is the source of this 1614-nucleotide messenger RNA. The record is from RefSeq and is a predicted model, not a curated record. NCBI's taxonomy places the organism in Eukaryota, Fungi, Ascomycota, Sordariomycetes, Glomerellales, Glomerellaceae.